Nymphalis io (European peacock) is the source of this 5148-nucleotide messenger RNA. RefSeq lists its product as uncharacterized. Bases 1 to 5148 code for a protein of 1715 amino acids. Gene Ontology annotation, molecular function: chitin binding. The transcript has 18 exons. Lineage: Eukaryota; Metazoa; Arthropoda; Insecta; Lepidoptera; Nymphalidae. Gene Ontology annotation, cellular component: extracellular region. The record is from RefSeq and is a predicted model, not a curated record.
AUGUCUCGUGUGCCAGAAGUUACACUGGCUGACUUCCAUCCUGUCGCAGCCUUACUGCUGGUCUGCGCAAUCAGUUUAGCUCAAGGAAAUGAUAUUGAGCUAAAUGAGAAUGGUUGCCCGAUAGACCACACUAUUGAAAAACUUUAUCCCCACGAAAACUGUAACAAAUUCUACCAAUGCACGCACGGAAAUCUUGUAGUAAAGAAAUGUGCGUCGAACCUCUUCUUUGAUGUUGAAAAACAAGAAUGUGAUUGGUCUGAAACAGUAGACUGCGGUGAUAGGGUUGUCCCAGACGAGAAGGAAGAUGAGGACUGUGAUGAGAACGAAAACGAGAAUGGGGACGGCAAUGAAGAUGGCGAUGAUAACAAUGGAUCUUGCAACUGUAACCCCGGUGAGGCGCCAUCGAUUUGUGGUCGGGAAGGGUCUGACGGGGUUUUAAUCGCACACGAAAAUUGCAACCAGUUUUAUAAAUGCUUCAAUGGCAAACCCGUUACAGUAAACUGUCCCGGAAACCUUCUAUACAAUCCACACAAAGAAAUAUGUGAUUGGCCCGAAAACGUUGAAUGUGGUGACAGAGUAAUUCCAGAAUGUGAUGACGAUGACAAUGGCGGAGACGGUGGUGGCGAUGACAGUGGUGGAACUUGCAACUGCAACCCCGGUGAAGCACCUUCGAUUUGCGGUCGGGAAGAUUCUGACGGAGUCUUAAUCGCACACGAAAACUGCAACCAGUUCUACAAAUGUUUCAAUGGAAAACCCGUCACAAUGAACUGUCCCGGCAACCUUCUCUACAAUCCACACAAAAGAAUAUGUGAUUGGCCCGAAAAUGUUGAUUGUGGAGACAGAGUAAUUCCAGAAUGUGAUAACGAUGACAAUGGCGGAGGCGGAGGCGGUGGAGGCGGAGGCGGUGAAGGUGGUGGCGAUGACAAUGAUGGAACUUGCAACUGCAACCCCGGUGAAGCACCUUCGAUUUGCGGUCGGGAAGAUUCUGACGGAGUCUUAGUCGCACACGAAAACUGCAACCAGUUCUACAAAUGUUUCAAUGGUAAACCCGUCACAAUGAACUGUCCCGGCAACCUUCUCUACAAUCCACACAAAAGAAUAUGUGAUUGGCCCGAAAAUGUUGAUUGUGGAGACAGAGUAAUUCCAGAAUGCGGCGGAGGUGGAGGUGGUGGAGGCGGAGGCGGCGACGGUGGUGGCGAUGACAAUGAUGGAACUUGCAACUGCAACCCCGGUGAAGCACCUUCGAUUUGCGGUCGGGAAGGUUCUGAUGGAGUCUUAGUCGCACACGAAAACUGCAACCAGUUCUACAAAUGUUUCAAUGGAAAACCCGUCACAAUGAACUGUCCCGGCAACCUUCUCUACAAUCCACACAAAAGAAUAUGUGAUUGGCCCGAAAAUGUUGAUUGUGGAGACAGAGUAAUUCCAGAAUGUGAUGACGAUGACAAUGGCGGAGGUGGCGGUGAAGGUGGUGGCGAUGACAAUGAUGGAACUUGCAACUGCAACCCCGGUGAAGCACCUUCGAUUUGCGGUCGGGAAGGUUCUGAUGGAGUCUUAGUCGCACACGAAAACUGCAACCAGUUCUACAAAUGUUUCAAUGGAAAACCCGUCACAAUGAACUGUCCCGGCAAUCUUCUCUACAAUCCACACAAAAGAAUAUGUGAUUGGCCCGAAAAUGUUGAUUGUGGAGACAGAGUAAUUCCAGAAUGUGAUGACGAUGACAAUGGCGGAGACGACGGAGGAAGUGGCGAUGACAAUGAUGGAACUUGCAACUGCAACCCCGGUGAAGCACCUUCGAUUUGCGGUCGGGAAGGUUCUGAUGGAGUCUUAGUCGCACACGAAAACUGCAACCAGUUCUACAAAUGUUUCAAUGGAAAACCCGUCACAAUGAACUGUCCCGGCAACCUUCUCUACAAUCCACACAAAAGAAUAUGUGAUUGGCCCGAAAAUGUUGAUUGUGGAGACAGAGUAAUUCCAGAAUGUGAUGACGAUGACAAUGGCGGAGGUGGUGGUGGCGAUGACAAUGAUGGAACUUGCAACUGCAACCCCGGUGAAGCACCUUCGAUUUGCGGUCGGGAAGGUUCUGAUGGAGUCUUAGUCGCACACGAAAACUGCAACCAGUUCUACAAAUGUUUCAAUGGAAAACCCGUCACAAUGAACUGUCCCGGCAACCUUCUCUACAAUCCACACAAAAGAAUAUGUGAUUGGCCCGAAAAUGUUGAUUGUGGAGACAGAGUAAUUCCAGAAUGUGAUGACGAUGACAAUGGCGGAGGUGGCGGAGGCGGUGAAGGUGGUGGCGAUGACAAUGAUGGAACUUGCAAUUGCAACCCCGGUGAAGCACCUUCGAUUUGCGGUCGGGAAGAUUCUGACGGAGUCUUAGUCGCACACGAAAACUGCAACCAGUUCUACAAAUGUUUCAAUGGUAAACCCGUCACAAUGAACUGUCCCGGCAACCUUCUCUACAAUCCACACAAAAGAAUAUGUGAUUGGCCCGAAAAUGUUGAUUGUGGAGACAGAGUAAUUCCAGAAUGUGAUGACGAUGACAAUGGCGGAGGUGGCGGAGGCGGCGGAGGUGGAGGUGGUGGAGGCGGAGGCGGCGACGGUGGUGGCGAUGACAAUGAUGGAACUUGCAACUGCAACCCCGGUGAAGCACCUUCGAUUUGCGGUCGGGAAGAUUCUGACGGAGUCUUAGUCGCACACGAAAACUGCAACCAGUUCUACAAAUGUUUCAAUGGUAAACCCGUCACAAUGAACUGUCCCGGCAACCUUCUCUACAAUCCACACAAAAGAAUAUGUGAUUGGCCCGAAAAUGUUGAUUGUGGAGACAGAGUAAUUCCAGAAUGUGAUAACGAUGACAAUGGCGGAGGUGGUGGAGGCGGCGGAGGCGGAGGCGGUGGAGGCGGAGGCGGUGAAGGUGGUGGCGAUGACAAUGAUGGAACUUGCAAUUGCAACCCCGGUGAAGCACCUUCGAUUUGCGGUCGGGAAGAUUCUGACGGAGUCUUAGUCGCACACGAAAACUGCAACCAGUUCUACAAAUGUUUCAAUGGUAAACCCGUCACAAUGAACUGUCCCGGCAACCUUCUCUACAAUCCACACAAAAGAAUAUGUGAUUGGCCCGAAAAUGUUGAUUGUGGAGACAGAGUAAUUCCAGAAUGUGAUGACGAUGACAAUGGCGGAGGUGGCGGAGGCGGCGGAGGUGGAGGUGGUGGAGGCGGAGGCGGCGACGGUGGUGGCGAUGACAAUGAUGGAACUUGCAACUGCAACCCCGGUGAAGCACCUUCGAUUUGCGGUCGGGAAGGUUCUGAUGGAGUCUUAGUCGCACACGAAAACUGCAAUCAGUUCUACAAAUGUUUCAAUGGAAAACCCGUCACAAUGAACUGUCCCGGCAACCUUCUCUACAAUCCACACAAAAGAAUAUGUGAUUGGCCUGAAAAUGUUGAUUGUGGAGACAGAGUAAUUCCAGAAUGUGAUGACGAUGACAAUGGCGGAGGUGGUGGAGGUGGUGGAGGCGGAGGCGGCGACGGUGGUGGCGAUGACAAUGAUGGAACUUGCAACUGCAACCCCGGUGAAGCACCUUCGAUUUGCGGUCGGGAAGGUUCUGAUGGAGUCUUAGUCGCACACGAAAACUGCAACCAGUUCUACAAAUGUUUCAAUGGAAAACCCGUCACAAUGAACUGUCCCGGCAACCUUCUCUACAAUCCACACAAAAGAAUAUGUGAUUGGCCCGAAAAUGUUGAUUGUGGAGACAGAAUAAUUCCAGAAUGUGAUGACGAUGACAAUGGCGGAGGCGGCGGAGAUGGAGGUGGUGGAGGCGGAGGCGGCGACGGUGGUGGCGAUGACAAUGAUGGAACUUGCAACUGCAACCCCGGUGAAGCACCUUCGAUUUGCGGUCGGGAAGGUUCUGAUGGAGUCUUAGUCGCACACGAAAACUGCAACCAGUUCUACAAAUGUUUCAAUGGAAAACCCGUCACAAUGAACUGUCCCGGCAACCUUCUCUACAAUCCACACAAAAGAAUAUGUGAUUGGCCCGAAAAUGUUGAUUGUGGAGACAGAAUAAUUCCAGAAUGUGAUGACGAUGACAAUGGCGGAGGUGACGACGGAGGAAGUGGCGAUGACAAUGAUGGAACUUGCAACUGCAACCCCGGUGAAGCACCUUCGAUUUGCGGUCGGGAAGGUUCUGAUGGAGUCUUAGUCGCACACGAAAACUGCAACCAGUUCUACAAAUGUUUCAAUGGAAAACCCGUCACAAUGAACUGUCCCGGAAACCUUCUCUACAAUCCACACAAAAGAAUAUGUGAUUGGCCCGAAAAUGUUGAUUGUGGAGACAGAGUAAUUCCAGAAUGUGAUGACGAUGACAAUGGCGGAGGUGGUGGUGGCGAUGACAAUGAUGGAACUUGCAACUGCAACCCCGGUGAAGCACCUUCGAUUUGCGGUCGGGAAGGUUCUGAUGGAGUUUUAGUUGCACACGAAAACUGCAACCAGUUCUACAAAUGCUCCAAUGGCAAACCAGUCACAAUAAGCUGUCCCAGCAACCUUCUCUACAAUCCAUACAUAAGAAUAUGUGAUUGGCCCGAAAAUGUUGAUUGUGGAGACAGAGUAAUUCCAGAAUGUGAUGACGAUGACAAUGGCGGAGGUUGUGGAGGUGGUGGCGAUGACAAUGAUGGAACUUGCAACUGCAACCCCGGUGAAGCACCUUCGAUUUGCGGUCGGGAAGGUUCUGAUGGAGUCUUAGUCGCACACGAAAACUGCAACCAGUUCUACAAAUGCUCCAACAACGAACCUGUUUCAAUGGAUUGCCCCGUUAAUCUUUUUUACAAUCCUUACAAACAAAUUUGUGAUUGGCCCGAAAACGUGAAAUGUGGCGAUAGAGUAAUACCAGAUUCUUGCAACUGCAACCCUCGUGCAGCACUACAAAUAUGUGAAGCAGCAAACUCCGAAGGCGAGUUGAUAGCUCAUGAAAAUUGUAAUCAAUUCUACAAAUGUUCUUUCGGAAAACCGAUUGCAUUCUCGUGUCCAGCAGGUCUUCAUUACAAUCCAUAUAAAGAAGUAUGUGAUUGGCCUGUUAACGUAGAUUGUGGAGACAGGAUAGCGACCCAAAGUGUCUCAUUGAAUAAGCACCUUGACACAGGAUUCAGAAAAACAUAUUUUUAA